This is a messenger RNA of Manis pentadactyla (Chinese pangolin), 1180 nucleotides long. RefSeq lists its product as uncharacterized. The transcript is spliced from 8 exons. The record is from RefSeq and is a predicted model, not a curated record. NCBI's taxonomy places the organism in Eukaryota, Metazoa, Chordata, Mammalia, Pholidota, Manidae. Bases 126 to 797 code for a protein of 223 amino acids.
GCAAGGACAAAGGGGUAGAACCACGCUCUUGGGAGAGGACUCCUCAGAUGCCACCCACACGCGGCUGUGGAGAGGGGCACCUGCCAUGGGACCACUGACACCCUGUACCCCGGCCUAGAAGCCCCAUGAGCUUCGACCAGCCACAAGGACCCUCUCUCAGCCUGUCUCCAUGCUCAGGGGCACCACAGGGGCUCAGCUUGGUGCCCAGGAGCCCAAUGGGGCCACCUCAGCCCCCGCAGGUAAUGGACGGGAGCGUGAGCAUCAUUCCUGGCCUGCAGUCGUCACCACCGGCCCCGGACAAGCUGCACACCCCUCUGGGCCUGUCCCCUCAGCUGCAGACCGCAGGCGCUGAGCCACCUCGUCCAGCCUGGCCUGGCCCGCCUGGCACGGCAGCCCCUGCCUGGUGCACUGAGGGCCCUGCAGGCACAAAGUCUGCACUGACUUCAGACUUGGCAGAACGUGAGGCAUUAAGUGAUGGGUGCAGGGUGCCUGACGCUACCCUUGAAAGCCUCUUCCGGCUCCAACAGCAUAAGAAGUGCCCGAUUGCUCUCAGCACUAAGGAGGCACCCCAGGCCGGCCACCGGUGGAGACCUCGACCUGCACUGUGCGCCUUCUGGAGCGAGCGGUCCCAGCGAGCAGCCAGCAUGCCGGAGGCCCCGCUGCCGGCUGCGGAGGCCCUGCCCGCCACCCUCUGGCCGGGCCCUCAGACACUCUGCUGGCGUGACCAGCUGGCCAUGGCUGCCGGCUCUCCUCCCACAACGGAACGGGAAGGACCCCAGCACUGCCUGGGCGCUUAGCAGCCCCGUCCUCAGUGUUGGGAGCCCACGUGUGGGACAGGAAGGGCACACGCGUUCUCCAUGCCCGGUCAGGCUCACACCCAACGCACACCACCAAGGUGCAGACGACUGCUGGCUUUCUAAGUGGAGGUGCAGAGGGGAGGACGCACUGCUUCUGCCCAAAACAGGUGCCCUCAGGGCCGGCCACACACAGCCUGGGCCCUCGCUCAGAAGCCCUGGGGACCACUGCUGGGACUGGCCUCUCAUCAGAAUCGCCGCAAGCUUUGAGAGCCCUGACACGGUCAGGCUCCAUGCCACCCUCCUCGUGGUCCCAUGCCCAGAGAGGGUGACACAGGCUCAGCUGAGACCCCUGGGGCCUAGGAACAGGGUGGCCAGACAAGGCC